AUGACCAACCAGUUCACCACACUUCUCUACCCCAUGCCCAUCCCUGGCACUGUGAAUGCGCCUCGUUUUAAUGGCCGUUUCAUGAAGGAUUACCUCAGUUUGAUUGUACAACACGGAGCCAGCGCUGGUAUCAAUGAUAAGGACAAUCUCGUCGACUACAUCUACCGAUACUCAUCCGACGAGGUCAAGGAAGUCAUACGCUACAUACCCGAGCUUGAUAUAGACGAGACAGGUAAGACUUGGACUGCAGCCGAGACUAAGCUGUUACAGCUGUAUCAUGCAUUCGAUGAGCCUCCCGAAAUUUCGCUGGAUGCCUUGACGGACUUCUGCAAACAUCAAUCCGCUAAGUCUUCAUUCACUAGUACUAUUGAAGUAGAGACUUACCAACAUGAGUUUACGAAGAUCGCUGCGCCACUCCUCAAGAAGAAGACUAUCAAAAAAGUAGACCAUGAUUUCUACUUCAUGAAUGGCAUUCCCACUUCGAUGAAGGAAUGGUUCUAUAGCCAGAUUCUGACUCGCCGUUUUGAUACUGAUAGUUUGAUCUAUGAAGACUGGCACCAUGCCAAAGAACGUGAGUCCAAGACUGUGAAGUUUGAUGCUAAUGGAGAUAGGCUCGACUCGGAUUCGAAGCCAUUACCACCAUCGAGGGCACAAACGCCACUAGCGUUGAAGCAACCUAAGUCUUCUGUACCCGAUAUUGAUGUGCUUGCGAAGCAGUUGCAGGAUUUGUCGCUGAACCAAGCUCAGCUUAUGGCCAUGAUGACUGCAUCUAUGAACAAUGCGCCGUCAGACCAACAUGGUCCCAUGCAGCAGAAUCAAGGAUGGCAUUGCCAGGAGACGUUGAAGCUCAUUGAGGAGAGACGAAUCAAGUAUGAUGCGAACAGAGAUAGAGUUGCAGAUUGGUUGUGCCAACAGAACCCUGCUACUUCCGAUUCAGCGCCUGUGCAAGCUACUGCGAGGACGAGGGAUGUAUUUGCAGUAUCCUCUCUUUCAUUUGAUGAUAGAUUUUCUAACCCUUCUCUUCGUUCUGGCAAAGAUACUUCUGCUAGGUAUGACCCGAUGCGAAGGCCAGAGGAUAAAGGGAAAGGGAAAGAAGGAGGAGCACCUGCAUCUUCUUCUGUACCAAGACCUCAGUCUUCUCAGCCAAUGCCGGGUCCGAAUUUUACACGCCCGAAUGCUUUUACACCCCCCGUACCUGCGACUACUGUCCCUGUUAACCCUGCGCCUGCCCACGUGAAUGUUCCACCACCAUCCAACCCGAUUAACACUCAGAAAGGAUGGAAGAACUCAAGACCAUCAAACAACAAGCCUCAGAACGAUGUUGAGAUGAAGGAUGGAACUAGGAAGCCAGCAGAUAAGUCGUCUACUGCUCCUCAGUAUCAUUUUACUUCCGAUAUCCAGGAAAUGUCUGAUCCGAAGGCCGUGAUGAACAAGCUUUUGAACCUCAAUGUUACGAUUCCGCUGAUGUGCUCGGUAACGGGCAGCGCGCAAAUGAAACUAGUGUCUAGAUCGUCAAUCUAG
This is a messenger RNA of Desarmillaria tabescens, 1521 nucleotides long. RefSeq lists its product as uncharacterized. Bases 1 to 1521 code for a protein of 506 amino acids. The transcript is spliced from 5 exons. Lineage: Eukaryota; Fungi; Basidiomycota; Agaricomycetes; Agaricales; Physalacriaceae. The record is from RefSeq and is a predicted model, not a curated record.